UAACUCAUGCGAUGUUUUGGUGUCGAUUAUUAAUGCCUUAAGUCGUUUGUACGUCAUCACUGCGCGUCUUUAGUUUACACGUGAACAGGCGCUUGUCUACAUACAAGUGUGUCGAAAACGUUUAACAUGGCACCUAUACAAAAAAACGCGAAAAGUAUUAAAGGAAAACAUUUUAAAAGUAAUUUUGCACAUGUUGGUCCGUCAUACAACGCCAAAGGGAAAAGAAAAUGGGUUCAUGAAAACAAAUUCUUUGACGGGAGCCUAAAAGAGGGUCAGGGAUUUGCGUUGAAAAGAAAGGAGAAAAUAAAGCAGCAAUACAACAAAAUUCUCCGCAAGGAGAAAUGGAAAAUGCAACAUUCAAAAGUGAAGUUACAUGAGGAAUAUCCAGAGCACCUUAAACAUCUUUACUUGGCAGAGAAGGAACGAUUAGAAGAAGAAGAACAAGAGCAAAAGAAUAAGAGAGUGAAAGGAAGAGCAGUGGAUAGUGAAGCAGAAGAGGAGCAGACCUUUACUGUGGGAUCUACUUCUGGGAGAAAUGAUUCAAACACAACACCUGACAUCUCUGCUGAUCAAACUCGUUCAUCUGAAGCAGGGAUCUCAAAACAGUCUGCAAGCUCCCACAAAGCCCAAUUCAUGCAAAGAAAACAGAAGAAUGUCUCAUCAUACCAGAAGACAAAGCAAGAAUAUGAAAGGAUAAAGCAGGAGCGAGAACAAAAAAGAGAGGAUUUCUUAAAGAAUAAAGCUCAGAGGGAAGAAGCAGUGAAAAAAUACAAGGAAAAGAAAAUGGCCACAUAUCAGUUGUUGAAUAAAAAAACCAAGAAGGGUCAGCCUAACCUCAACAUUCAGAUGGAGCUGUUACUGCAGAAGAUUCAAGCUCAGCAGAAAUAAGUAAAUUAUGAUCAGCCCUCCUGAGGUCAGCCAAAGGACACAGCCUCUCGGGUAUGGAGGGCAAAUAAAAACUGAGCCAUUUGGAUGGGUGUACAGUCAUUGCAAACCUCUUUGUCGAUCGUUAGUAUUUGUUGUAAAUAAAACCAAAAAUGAGACAAA
Molecule: messenger RNA, 1047 nt
Organism: Triplophysa dalaica
Lineage: Eukaryota; Metazoa; Chordata; Actinopteri; Cypriniformes; Nemacheilidae
Gene: ccdc59
Product: coiled-coil domain containing 59
Exons: 4
Coding region: 127-888 (253 amino acids)
Cellular component (GO): nucleus
Source: RefSeq, a predicted model, not a curated record